Messenger RNA from Musa acuminata AAA Group (dessert banana), 2597 nucleotides. RefSeq lists its product as uncharacterized. The transcript has 3 exons. Gene Ontology annotation, molecular function: zinc ion binding. The coding region runs from base 1226 to 1876 and encodes 216 amino acids. NCBI's taxonomy places the organism in Eukaryota, Viridiplantae, Streptophyta, Magnoliopsida, Zingiberales, Musaceae. The record is from RefSeq and is a predicted model, not a curated record.
UCACACACGAAGUUUGAGGAAAAUAAAAGCAAAUGGAGUCACACUCGUGCAGCAGAACAAUGGUGAGGCGUCAAUUACUACCUCGGAGUACGUGAGACUUUACGUAGGUCGGUCGCGUGCUUUUGGGAAUGAAUGGAGCGUGCUUCUUCGAUCCAUCGAUUCGACUUCACGCUCGUGAUGGGAGAAACCAUGAAGCUAGGUGGUCCUCUCCUCUGCUCGGUUGCCCCGGAAUCCGCUAGAGCACUCCGUGACAAGGGGACGUGAGAGUGUGUGUGGAACAGCACCGAGCUCGGCAUUUGCACAAACAGGAGUGGGGCACGAACUCCGUCGACGCAUCCACGCGGUCCAUCGGUUUGAAUCGUGGGGAUGACAGGCAAAGAUCGAUCUGCCGGUGGCCAUUGCCCGCAAAACCAUGAACAGGAGGGACGAGAGAUGGCGCUGCUGCAUAUGGCUGCGGGUUCUUCUUGGAGUCCCGCACUAAUUACAAGAAUUAGGGGCCCUACCAACUGUCAGCAAGAAUCCAAAGCCUGCACAUAUCAUCGGUCUCUUCUUUUGCUGUGCAACCCAUCUCUGGCUUUCCUCCCCUCGUGUCUGUCGUCGGUGGUUCCUGCAAGCGGAGCGAGUUCACAACCUUCUCUGCUGCUGCUGUUAGAAUCUUGUAUGCAUUCAGCCUUUCUUCCUCCAUCUAGGGAGGCAGAAGCAGGAAUUCCUUAGUGUGGUCACUGUGAAUUGAAUCUUUUCCUUUUUAUUCUGUUCCCACUUUGAUAAGCAUCUUCUCGUUCUCAGAAUGCAAGGCGCAUUGCAUGAAACUUAGGGUUCAGGAUCGUCCGAGCUUGUCUCAUAUGAUGGCAUUUUAGGCGCAGUUUCUGCUGUUAGUUAAUUUGGAUCAGGCCUGUCAUGGAACCUUCUCUUGAUUGAUCUCUGCUUUUAUGUCUCUGUCUUCCAGGAGUUGCCCAUUGUAUACUAUGCUUUUGGAUCAGUUUCAUUGCUGACUUCAAAGAUUAGGUCAAAAAGAGUCGGUUCUGUGGUGGGAUGUCUGUUCCCUGAUACUUGACUAAGGACCUGUUCUUGUUCUUGUUAUCGUUGUGCUUCUUACUCCAUCAAUGGAGUAGAUCCAUAUGUAUACAAGUUCUUGGUUUAUCUUUGUUUUAGCCUUUCCAAAGAUACUAACUUUUAGGACAGUCCAUGCCCUAUUACAAAUUUCUGCUUCUAAAAUCCUUGUCAAAUGGGUAAAAAGGAUCGAAAAUCCUCUGGGGAUAUAGAAGAAGGGACACACCAUUCUCACCUGAAUGGGAGUGAUGAUGACAGCCUUUGCUUCUCAGAUGCAGAAGCACAUUCUUGUCAUUCGCCAUAUGGCUCUACUGGCAAUGGCCGUCGGGUCUCAGCUCAGGAGAUCGAUGGAUUUCAAGAGCCUUGUGGAAAAUCCGGCGUCUCAGAGUCUUCACUUGGAGAUGAUCUGGAGAAUGGUGCUUCAGAGGUAAAAGUUAACGUAGAUAGAGCUGAGCAAGAUUGCAGGAUCUGUCAUCUCAGCUUGGAGAAGGCAGCUCCAGAGUCAGGAGUACCGAUCGUAUUAGACUGUUCCUGCAAGGAUGAUUUAGCUGCUGCCCACAAGCAGUGUGCUGAAACAUGGUUUAAGAUCAAAGGAAACAAGAUCUGUGAGAUUUGUGGUUCAACCGCACGCAACGUGGUUGAUCUGGUUGAGUCUGAGCCCACAGAGCAGUGGAGUGAGGCUAAUUCUUCUACAGCUCCACCUGCUGCCCCACCAUCCGAAACUCGGAGUUUUUGGCAGGGGCACCGUUUUCUUAAAUUCCUGCUCGCGUGUUUGAUGCUUGCCUUUGUCAUCUCCUGGCUCUUCCAUUUCAAUGUUCCAGGGUGAAUACGAGAGGUUUGCAAGAGAGAGAGAGAGAGAGAGAGAAACAAAGCAUUUACCUCUAUUGCUGUCCCGAGCCGAUCAGCACUACCAGUAAAACCAUAAGAACCACAUUGCAUUGGAUGAAUGAAAUGAUCAAGCAAAAGAAACAUGUGAUGAAGUCUAUAAGGAGUUCCAGAUCCAUCAUCAGUUUGGUGUGAACAUAAAGCCAAGCUAAAUCAUGACCCCGUAGGAUGUGUUGUCCUUUGUUGUGUGCAUACUACCUAGAUUUGUUUUCCCUUCCGUAGCUUAUAUGACUUCUUGGAAGCUACGAUUCUUAGUUGGAUAUCAAAUGUUUUAGAUGUAUGAUGUAUCCUGGAAUCAAUACAUGGCGAAGAAAACUACGUAUAUUAUCUCACAGAACUCUAUCGAAUGAAGCAUGCUUUGCAGUUGUAUGUAUUAUUCCGAGCAAGCUUGCCGCCGACAAAUCAAGUCUCGUAAAGUUUAAUUAAUCAGAUGAGCUUUUCUUUUAGAUCAUGUCUGGGGAAGAUGUCGGCGAUGAUUGGAUCAACCAAUUUGGUUUGAAUCUACGUACCUAAGAAACUUCUUAGGUGGCGAUGUGCAUCCAAGACGGAUCCGGACGUUAGCUGGAAUUGGAAUCAAAAGAUCCAAGAUCGAAUGGGGCUCUCGAUGUGAUCCAUCCCUCUACUGAUAUGUCAAAGCCCGGCAAUCUUUUGCUCUAUUUCCU